Molecule: messenger RNA, 1640 nt
Organism: Maniola jurtina (meadow brown)
Lineage: Eukaryota; Metazoa; Arthropoda; Insecta; Lepidoptera; Nymphalidae
Exons: 2
Coding region: 151-1416 (421 amino acids)
Source: RefSeq, a predicted model, not a curated record
UAUUGUUAUUGGUAGUGGACAUCGCGUAAUAGCAUUAUGAUUAGAUACCGAUAUAUUUUCUGCCAUUCAACUUUACAAAUUGAAUAGAGCGCAAUAUAACUAGUUACAUUUUAAUUUAGAAAUGUGCAUAAUAUAAUAGUUACUUCCACUAUGAGCCAAAUGUUUAUUAAAUCAAAUAGUGCCUAUUAUAAUGUGGAUUAUCAAUAUACAUCUAUUCAAAACAAAGAAAACGAUGGAGGCAAGAUGCAAGGAAGUCAAAGAGUUGUUAUGUUCUGUCUGCUAACAACAGUAUUGCCUGCAAUAUUAAUCAUAUCACCACUGUACCUCAGAAACAUAAGAUAUGCUGAUGUUAUGUAUAAAAUGUCUGACUCAGAUGUAAUACAAAUUCACAAAGGACAGUCAUCAAUAUUUUGUGAAAAACAUUCCGUAAAAAUGAACAGCAGUUUUAAUGCAUUCCAAAUGAAGGGGAGACCUACACUAGCUAAUAACACGAGACAUAUAAGAUUAAGAAAAUCUAUGACUUUACCUGAUGAUACUUUAGAGUAUUGGGGAUUUUAUCUUUUUGCUGGAGCUACAGUCGAGUUAAAAGCUUGUUCCAGGUAUGACGGUUCAAAAAUAUUGGUUGUGAAAGGUGAAAAGAUAUUUAAUACAUGUGGCAUUUUAGAAGGUAAAUACAAAAGAGAUCCACUGGUAGUUGAAAACCAUGGCCACGUCUCUGUAACAUUAGAAAAUCCUAAAGAUGAUAAAAGAGAAAUUAUUGGGCAAAGUUAUGAUAAUCCAAAUGAAGUGUGGUUAAAUGAUUAUGUAUCAGAUAAUGAAAAAAAAACAAAACAUAAAAGAGAUGUUGUACUCCCUCCUUUGCACAACCCUAACACUGUUUUGGAUGCUGGAGUAAAUCAUGGAGGAAAUGCACUUAACAAUUCUAUAGGAUCUUUGGAAGAUAAAUCUGUUUCAAGUUUUGAAAGCAGUUUAUAUGAAUGCUAUAAUGACAAUAUAUUAAUGAAUGACUUUUUCCCUUAUUCCAUGCAAUGUAACAAUACGAAAUAUUUAGAGGAUAUAACAACACUGAAAGUUGUCCAUGAAGUGACAUCAGAUGGAUAUUAUUAUUAUAUUUUUUAUAGUGAUAAUGAUUUUGUUAAUAAUGAUAUUCAUGCAAUUUUUGAUAUUUUCAAACCAACAUUCCAGUAUUCAAAUAUAUCAAACUCUAAAAUGUGCCUCAACAGUACAGAAUGUGUAUUUAAUGUAGAGAUGUUUAGUGAUGAAUUAGUAAUUGUUGAGGUUCCAACCAAGGAUGGUUUAAAUUAUAAUGAUGAUAAUUUCUUCAUACUGACAUCUGUUUGCCACCCUCGAAUGGCUGUGUACAUUUUCUUCCCAGUGUCUGUUCUGUUGUUGAUUCUAAUUUUUGCAUUUUUAUGAUAUUUAUUGUUAGUAUUUCUUUAUAUUUUGUUUAUUAAGUUUAAUCUGUCGAGAAGUGUGAUAUUAGUUUAUUAAUAUUAAGGAGUACAUAAUUUUAAUUAUUGUUUACAACUGUGAUGAUAAUAUUUUACCUGGUACCUACCUACCUAUUUUUAAUGUUAAAACUUUCAGAAAUUUAGGAUAUAUGCUAAAAUAUGUAUUUGAAUUACAUAGUUGUUAAAAGA